AUAUUACUUCCGCAUCUAAGAUUAUUGCCGUCGAAAUUUUUAUUUAAUAAAGGUGUAACAGUGAAAUUUAUCCUCUGUUAAUAUUUUAGGUUAAAAUAUCCCCAAAUGGCAGACAAAGCUAUUAUGAAGCAAAUUGCUGAACAAAAACUAAAAGCAUUUUCUAUUGGCACAAUGGGUAAAAGACCAUUAAGUAAAAAAGAAUUAGAAGAACAACGUAAAAAGGAACAAGAACAAGCAGCAGCUCAAGCAUUUGAAGAGUUUGUAGCAACGUUCCAAGAAACACCUAGUAAGACAACAAGUAAAGUUUGGGUGAAAGCCGGUACCUAUGAUGCGGGUAAACGACAGGAAGACACAAGAGAAAAAGGAAAACUAUAUAAACCUCAGUCAAAAAUAUCAGAGCUUGUUGACAGCCGAUCAUCAGCUGAACAGGCACAAGAAUAUGCAAGAUUGCUAGGAUCAAAUGAACGUAAAUUGGAUAGAUUGGGAAAAAAGAAAAAAGAAGGUGAAAAGAAAAAGAGUAACCUUGAAUUAUUUAAAGAAGAAUUAAAAAUGAUCCAGGAAGAGCGAGAAGAAAGACAUAAAUAUAAAGGUGUAGUGAAAACUGUCAUUUCCACUCAGUCAGAAGACCCAAUGAUGGCAGCUUUAAAAUGUGUUGAAGAUGGAUCAUUUGACAAUGGCGAUCCCAAUACAACCAAUUUGUAUCUGGGAAAUUUAAAUCCAAAGAUUACAGAGCAACAGCUAAUGGAAAUAUUUGGCAAAUAUGGACCAUUGGCUAGUAUUAAAAUUAUGUGGCCACGUAGUGAUGAAGAGAAAGCUAGACAAAGAAAUUGUGGAUUUGUUGCUUUUAUGAGCCGCAAAGAUGGAGAACGAGCUUUAAAAAAUCUUAAUGGUCGUGAUAUCAUGCAAUAUGAGAUGAAAUUAGGUUGGGGAAAAAGUGUACCAAUUCCACCUUACCCUAUUUAUAUUCCACCUGCUUUAAUGGAGAUCACUCAACCACCACCUCCAUCUGGUCUUCCAUUUAAUGCUCAACCACAUCGUCGUGACAGACAUAAGGUACCUCGAAUUCGUAAUCUUCAGAGUGCUGAUCCUCAAGAGAAGGAAAACUUCGAAAAGGUUUUGCAGAAUGCAGUUGUCAAAGUGGUUAUUCCAACAGAAAGGAAUCUAGUUAUGUUAAUACAUAGAAUGGUAGAAUUUGUAAUUCGUGAAGGUCCAAUGUUUGAAGCGAUGAUUAUGAAUCGAGAAUUAAAUAACCCAAUGUUUAGGUUUUUAUUUGAAAAUUAUUCUCCUGCGCAUACUUAUUACCGAUGGAAGUUGUAUUCUAUACUACAAGGAGAUGGACAAAAAGAAUGGCAUACUGAAGAUUUUAGAAUGUUUAAAGGGGGAAGUGUGUGGAGACCACCACCAAUCAAUCCAUGGACACAAGGAAUGCCUGAUGAAUUAAUUGAGAUGGAAGAAAGACAAGAACCUAGAAGAGGUAGUUUGUCAAAUAGUCAGCGUGAUCGAUUAGAAGAUUUGUUACGAAACAUAUCACCCGAGAGAAUAAAAGUUGCAGAAGCUAUGGUAUUUUGUAUAGAACAUGCUGAAGCAGCAGAGGAGAUUUGUGAUUGUAUUUCAGAAUCACUAUCAAUAUUACAAACUCCUGUAAAUAAAAAAAUUGCGAGAUUGUAUCUUAUAUCAGAUAUAUUACAUAAUUGUGGUGUUAAAGUAAAUAAUGCUACUAUUUAUCGAAAAGCGUUUGAAACCCGACUAUUGGAUAUAUUUAGCGAAGUUCAUCAAGCCUAUAAACAAUUUGAUAGUAGAUUAAAAGCAGAAGGAUUUAAAGUUCGUGUAAUGAGAAUGUUUAGAGCAUGGGAAGAUUGGGCAGUUUAUUCACGAGAUUUUCUUGUUAAAUUACAAAAUACUUUUCUUGGUCUUGUUUUGAUGGACGAACCCGAACCGGAAAAUGAUGAAGAUAUUGAUGGAGCACCUUUAUCGGAUGUGGACGGAGAUGGCGCAGAAGAUCUGGAUGGAGUACCAUUAGACGGUGCUGCUCUUCUUAAAGGUGCUAUGAAACAUGGUCUAACUCCACAAACGACAUCUAAUUACGAUGACAUUGAUGGCGUUCCUAUGGAUGAAGAUAUUGAUGGUGUUCCUAUGGAUGACGAAGACUCUUUAAACAUUCGAAAUAAAGAAGAUGAAAAGAAACCAUCAAUUCCUGCAGGUUUUGUUCCAUCUCGAUGGGAAACUGUAGAUCCUGAUCAGGUUGAAGCGCAAGCUAUGACAACUAGCAAGUGGGAAGAAUUAGGUCAAAAUGACGACUCGAAUUCUCAAGACACUAGUAUGGAUUCCAGUGGUCGAGAUUAUAACGAAGAAAGACGAAAUAGAUUGCGCGAAAUUGAAGUUAAAAUAAUGCAAUACCAAGAUGAAUUAGAAAGUGGUAGGAGGACAUUAAAAUCUGGUAUGACAAUUCAAGGUCAAGUGGAACAUUACAGAAAGAAACUUAUAAGAAAGAGCGAAAGAGAAAUGAAAGAUGCAAAAAGUGAAGAACGGGAUGAUGACAGACGAAGAGAAAAAAAACGAAGUACAACUCCAGAAUCUCCAAGUCAUUACAGAGAUCGACGACGGUCUUCAAGUCCAUCGUCUAAAAGUAACAGAUAUAGAUCUCGUAGUAGAUCACCACGUGGUAAACGUAGAUCAAGAUCACCAUAUAAGAAGCGAGUGCCAGUAACACCAUCGCCACCACGUAUUCGUCGGACACCCUCGCCUUCCUUUUCGUCUAGAGUGUCUCGUAGGUCUCCUGGUAAUGAACGGAACGAUAGAAAAAGAAGAGCUAGAUCACCAUCAUUAUCACCGCCACCUCCUCCACGUGCUUCAAAACAUAGAGCUAGUAGUCCACCGUCUCCAUCCCCACGUAAACAUAGACAUAAGCAUAAGUAUUAAGUUAUUUACGUUACAUUUCUUAUAUUGUUAUAUAACGAUAAAAUCCAUUAAUUCUGUAGUAUGUACAAAUUCAUACAAUUACAGAAUGAUAUUACUAUUAAUAAA
Messenger RNA from Dufourea novaeangliae, 3024 nucleotides. RefSeq names its product U2 snRNP-associated SURP motif-containing protein. The record is from RefSeq and is a predicted model, not a curated record. Bases 106 to 2919 code for a protein of 937 amino acids. Lineage: Eukaryota; Metazoa; Arthropoda; Insecta; Hymenoptera; Halictidae. Gene Ontology annotation, molecular function: RNA binding. Gene Ontology annotation, cellular component: nucleus. Gene Ontology annotation, biological process: RNA processing. The transcript is spliced from 19 exons.